Liolophura sinensis is the source of this 3291-nucleotide messenger RNA. RefSeq names its product glutathione reductase, mitochondrial-like. Gene Ontology annotation, biological process: cellular response to oxidative stress; glutathione metabolic process; cell redox homeostasis. The record is from RefSeq and is a predicted model, not a curated record. NCBI's taxonomy places the organism in Eukaryota, Metazoa, Mollusca, Polyplacophora, Chitonida, Chitonidae. Gene Ontology annotation, molecular function: flavin adenine dinucleotide binding; NADP binding; glutathione-disulfide reductase (NADPH) activity. Gene Ontology annotation, cellular component: mitochondrion; cytosol.
AACAGUGAAUCAGUCAGAUCAGAAGUCCCCGUUCCGCUCUCAAAAGGAAAGGUUAGCGGAAUUUAAAUCCCAUAUCCUUUUGUGACAGCGAGCUGUUUAACUGUAUAUGCAAGCCAGACUGUUCUGUAGAAUGGCCCCAGUGGUGAAGACGUUUGACUAUCUGGUGAUCGGCGGAGGGUCCGGUGGCUUGGCGAGUGCUCGUCGGGCGGCCGAGUUCGGGGCCCGGGCGGCGGUUAUCGAGCAAGGACCGUGGGGCGGCACUUGUGUCAAUGUGGGAUGCGUCCCCAAAAAGAUCAUGUUCAAUUGUGCCAUGCAUGCUGAGAGUUUGCAUCUUCUUAAAAGUAAUGGAUUUGAUGUGGAAGUCAAGGGUGGCUUCAACUGGGGACAGGUGAAGAAAGCUCGGGAUGCAUACAUACACAGACUCAACGACAUUUACGCCAGAAAUCUGGACAAGGGGAAUAUAGAGAAAAUCAUCGGGCACGCUACGUUGACUGAAGAUAGAUGUGUGGAGGUUAAUGGUCAAAAGUAUACAGCCCCUCAUAUAUUAAUAGCCACAGGGGGGAAACCUGUCUUCCCGGAUGUACCAGGUGCAGAACAUGGUAUAUCUAGUGAUGGCUUUUUUGAGUUGGAAGAACUUCCCAAGAAGGUUGUUGUUGUUGGUGCAGGCUAUAUAGCAGUGGAGUUGGCUGGGAUCUUCAACUCCCUCGGUUCAGACACCAGUAUUCUCAUCAGAUGUGACAAGGUGUUAAGGACAUUUGAUAGUAUGAUCAGUGCAGUGGUGACGGAAGAGAUGGAAGCUGAGGGUGUCAAAGUGUGUAGAUCUACUCAGGUGCAGUCCGUGAAGAAGGAAUCAGACGGAACCUUAACUAUUCAGACCAGCACAGGUGUGCGCACAGGCGUGGACUGUCUUCUCUGGGCUGUGGGGCGCAAGCCAAACACAGACAACCUGGGACUGGAGAAACUGGACAUAAAGCUGGACUCUGGUGGUCACAUCGUUGUAGAUGAAUAUCAGAACACGUCAGCCAGUAAGAUCUACGCUCUCGGAGAUGUCUGCGGGAAAUUCCUGCUGACACCAGUGGCCAUUGCAGCAGGCAGACGUCUUUCACAUCGUGUCUUCAACAAGCAGAAUGAUCUCAAGUUAGACUACUCUAAUAUUCCCACUGUCGUCUUCUCUCACCCGCCUACUGGUACAGUGGGACUCACCCAAGAGGAAGCCGAGAAGCAGUAUUCCCCUGAUCGGGUUAGAGUCUACAAAACGACCUUCACCCCUAUGUUUUACGCUCUGUCGGACAAGAAGGCCAAAUGUCACAUGAAGCUGGUGUGUUUGAGACCCGAUGAAAAGGUUCUUGGAGUUCACAUGGUUGGUUUGGCUGUUGAUGAAAUGCUUCAGGGGUUCUCUGUGGCCGUCAAAAUGGGGGCGACCAAAGCUCAGUUCGAUGAAACGGUUGCCAUUCAUCCCACAUCUUCAGAAGAGUUGGUUACCAUGAGAUAGUAAAGGACCAUCUCGAAUUAACAUUCAUUGUUAAGUUAACUCUCGGGCGCAUGCUUACAAGUACUGUAGAUCAACAUACUACAUGUACUACCAACCUUUUCUGCCAAUGACAAUUAAAACAUGAAGUUAACCUCUCAUUUGUGUAAAUUCUUACAUUUGAAUGUAAAAUUUGAAGACUACCGUGAUAGCUAACCCUAUAGCUAAGCCACAUAGUAUAUAAUAUUAAUCCCCAAGCUUUUUAUUAAUUUUACUUGAAGAUUUGUAUUUUACAUCACUGUAAACAUUAGAAUGCAGGAGUUGGUAUUCAGCCAAGAAAUGUGUGUAUACAUCCAAGCUUUAUGUUAUAUGUUGAGUCACUGUAGAGUUAUAUGCGGGAUUGAGGUGCACUUUGUUAUUGCUGAUAAUACUUAGGCUGACAAGGAACAGAAAUUAUUUCCCUGUCACAAUAGAAACAUGAUAUGGUUUAAAGAUAAUAAUCCACAACGUGAUAAUUUCUAAAUUAUCGUUGUAUCAUGUUGAGGUGGAUUAUAUAUUUGUCUUCAUUACUCUGAAAAUAAAUUCUAGCUAAAAUUCAAGCCAAACUAUGUUUUUCAGCACAUUUUCCACAGUGUUUUUUCAAAAAGAUAAGAUUUUUCCAAAGAAAUAUAUAUUCUGAAAAAGAUAGGAACACAUACAUGUACAGGUAGGAUAGAUUUAGUAACCACUUUAUUUGAAGACGGCUAGGUAUGAAUAUUUAUUGUGAAAGUAUCCCAUUAUUUAAUACAUUUUUUAAUGAAUUAAUGAGUCUUUACAUUUAGGUAGCAAAAUGUUGGAUCUAGGUAUCAAAGAGGCCUGUACAUGUAAGACCUAACUACCAAAAUGAAUGUUCUGGGUCAGUAAAUUUCCAAAACUUUUUUUUGGAGUGUUUUUGUGGUUAAGAUAUGAACACCAUAUGGCUAUGAUGAACACCAUGUUGCUAUGAUGAACACCAUGUAGUUUAGCUAAAUACCAUGUGGUUAAGAUCAAUACCAUGUAGUUAAGAUGAAUACCAUGCGGUUAUGGUGAAUACCAUGUGGUUAUGAUGAAUACCAUGCGGUUAUGGUGAAUACCGUGUAGUUGAGCUGAAUACCAUGUGGUUAUGGUGAAUACCACGCGGUUAUGGUGAAUACCAUGUUGUUAAGAUGAAUACCAUGCGGUUAUGGUGAAUACCAUGUGGUAAUGAUGAAUACCAUGUGGUUAUGGUGAAUACCAUGUAGGUGAGCUGAAUACCAUGCGGUUAUGGUGAAUACCAUUUGGUUAUGGUGAAUACCAUGUGGUAAUGAUGAAUACCAUGUGGUUAUGGUGAAUACCAUGUAGUUGAAAUGAAUACCAUGUGGUUAUGAUGAAUGCCAUGUGGUUAUGGUGAAUACCAUGUGGUAAUCAUGAAUACCAUGUGGUUAUGGUGAAUACCAUGUAGUUGAGCUGAAUAUGAUGUGGUUAUGGUGAAUACCAUGUGGUUAUGGUGAAUGCUAUGUAGUUAAGAUGAAUACCAUGUGGUAGUGAUGAAUACCAUGCGGUUAUCAUGAAUACCGUGUAGUUAUAAUGAAUACAUGUACCUUUAGCAGACGUGGGUGAAUAUAUCUGGAACAGGUUUAGAAAGCAGUUUUUCUUAUAUCCCAAGGAAAGUAAAACUUAUACUCGUUUAUAGACACAUAUAGUUCACUGAUUAUAUGCUUUUAUUUUUAUUUUAAGUUUUAUUUUAUUUCAUGGAGAAAAAAGUGUUUUGUUUAAACCGUCUCAUAAUAAUAUUAAAAUAAAAGAUGUUACGGUGUAAAACAAUA